CACCACCAGCCACUCCAGUUCCCAUGCCCCAAUUCUCCUCCCCGCGGCCCUAUUUGGUUUCAAGUAACAAUGGGCUGGCUUUGGGGUGGCCGCGACAGCUCCGCCUCCAAAGAUAAGCUCGACCCGUCUCUGCGCGACUUCCUCGAGAAAGAAGCCCCGACUGGCCCCAAACCCUCACUGCCCUCCAAACCCGCCCAAAAGCCCGCCGAAUCUCAUGCGCCCGAGCAGACACAGGCCGAAGCUCCACUACAACCUGCCGUACCCCCGCAAUCGCAAUUCCAAGACGGCCGAUAUGCACACCUCUGGAAAAACUACGUUCCCCAGCAAGUCCUCGAAGAUCAAGGCAAGACCGAGCAGGACAAACUUCGCGAUAUAGUGGACGCGUACAACGACCGAAAAGCAGAAAUUGGGCGCAUAGCCCUCGAAAACUGCUCGCUCGAAUACAUGGCACAGUUCGACUGCUUCAGGAACCCGGGCUUUUGGCAAGCAGCUACACUAUGUCGAGCAGAGUCGCAGAAGUUCAAUCGCUGCUACGACGUGCAGUCCAAGUUUCUCAAGGCGCUGGGCUAUCUCACUAUGGACGCACGGAGCCCGGAAGACAGCGAGAGGAUACAAAUGCACGCGGACAAGCUGUACCACCAGAUGCUGGAGCAGGAGGCGCAGAUUGAGAAGGCGAAGGAGGAGGGCAGACCAAUACCCAAGUUUGAAAGUGUGCUAUCGAAGCAGAAUGUUGCGCGCGCCAUGGCGGGGAAGUUCCUAACUGCCACACCCGUAUCCGAAACAAAUCGGCCAGACGAUGACGACGCCGAGGUCUGGAGACACAUCAAGCCGGAGUCGCGGCAACGGUACGAGAAGCAGCUGGCAGAGAUACCCCCCGAAGAUCAGGAAUUUGAGCGGAAGGCGUUGCUAGGAGAGCUGCGAGCGCAGACGGGCAUGGCUAAGAAGGUCGAAGAGACGUUCAUCGAGGAGCGCAUAAAUCGAAUGAAGAGGAGGGAGGCCGGACAAGCGACAAUAGGGGACACUCUCAAGCGCCUAUGGGGUUGGGGCUGAAGAGCAACAAUCCGGGUACACUGUAGGUUGUGUAUAAUUCUGUACCAAUAUUACGACGUACACGCCCGCCAUUCUCCGCCACUUCCUGAAACUAAACUCACCAUUCAAGACCAUUCGUCCCUCGCAUCACGCCCAUCGAACAGGCCGGCGUAUGCAAUUGAUGAGACUACGUUGUUCGGUCGCCUCAACAAUGCUUUCUUAUACAUUGUUUUGACACCUCCCAUCCUCAGGCCCUGCUCUAUAUCUCUCCUACUAUUCCUUCUCCCAACCCCCUUACUCCUUUUGCAAAUCAAGUCACCAUCUACGCCCACAGCCGCGAUGCCACCAUCCGUUCCAUAUGAAUCCGUUGCCCAAACUAACACAGUGGAAUCCCACUCCAUCAUCGACCUCAACGUCUCUCCCCCUUUCCUCCUCAUCUGCUUCGGC
Trematosphaeria pertusa is the source of this 1476-nucleotide messenger RNA. RefSeq lists its product as uncharacterized. The transcript has a single exon. The record is from RefSeq and is a predicted model, not a curated record. Bases 70 to 1050 code for a protein of 326 amino acids. NCBI's taxonomy places the organism in Eukaryota, Fungi, Ascomycota, Dothideomycetes, Pleosporales, Trematosphaeriaceae.